Molecule: messenger RNA, 1696 nt
Organism: Yamadazyma tenuis ATCC 10573
Lineage: Eukaryota; Fungi; Ascomycota; Pichiomycetes; Serinales; Debaryomycetaceae
Source: RefSeq, a predicted model, not a curated record
AACAACAGGUACUUUUUAGUUCUUUUCAUCAAUAUGAAAUUCUUGAAGCUCUCUAGUGUUGUUGCCAUUGCAUCCACUGUUCUUGCCAGCGGCCCCGCCGAUGGUGAUGCUAUCGCUGAUCCAAACUCCGCUGUCGUCAAGUUGACUGGAGAAACUUUUGACGCCUUCAUUGAAUCAAACCCAUUGGUUUUGGCCGAAUUCUUCGCUCCUUGGUGUGGCUACUGUAAAAAGUUAGCCCCCGAGUUUGUUGCCGCUGCCGACUCUUUGAACGAGUCUCACCCCGGUAUUAAGUUGGCUCAAAUCGACUGUACUCAAGAUGAAGAGUUGUGUGGUAAGUUUGGAAUCAGAGGUUACCCAACCUUGAAGGUAUUGAGAGGCCCGGAAACCAUUGAAGACUACGAAGGUGCCAGAGAGUCGGCCGGUAUCAUUGACUACAUGGUCAGACUGUCGUUACCAUCUGUCCAAGUCCCUGAGACUGUUGAAGAAUUCUUGGCUCUUGUUGAACAACAGACCAAGCCAUUCGCUAUUCAAUUAUCGGGUGAAGACGACGAAGAAUCCAGCGAUGCUUACAGUAAAGUUGCAGAUGCCUUAAGAAAGGACUUGACUUUUGUGUCUGUUAAGGGUAAGGAGUUUAUUGAAGCUUUGGUUUCCAAGUUCGUGGACUUUGAUGCUUCAAGUUUUGCCGAAAAGGCGGGAUAUGUGGUUGUUCACCCAGCCGAAGCAUCAAUCAUUCCAUUUUCUGGAGAGGAAAUCAACAAGGAUUCUUUGACUGCUUUCUUUAAGACUGAAGUGGUUCCAUACUUUAGUGAUAUUAACAGAGAUACUUACAUGUUAUACAUGGAAGCUCCUUUGCCACUUGCCUACUACUUCUACAAGACUCCUGAACAAAGAGAAGAGGUUGAAGAAUUUUUCACCAAGUUGGGUAAAACUUACAGAGGUAAGAUUAACUUUGCUGGUUUAGAUGCUUCCUUAUUUGGUAAGCACGCUGAAUCUUUGAACAUGGACCCAGAAAUCAUCCCAUUGUUUGCCAUUCAAGAUUCUGCAAACAACAAGAAGUACGGUGUUGACCAAGCUUCUAACCCAGACGGUCCCUCUAUUGAACAAAUUAAGGAAUUGAUUGAAGACUUCCUUGAAGGUAAGGCUUCUCCAAUCAUUAAGAGUGAACCUUUGCCAACCGAAGAAGAACAAGCUGCUAGCCCAGUUUAUCAAUUGGUUGCCCACAAUUAUGAAGAGCUUUUGAAGGACACUUCCAAGGAUAUCUUUGUCAAGUAUUACGCCCACUGGUGCGGUCACUGUAAGAAGUUGGCCCCAACUUGGGACGAAUUGGGAGAUUUAUACAAGUCUGGAAACCCCGAUGUUAUUAUUGCCAAGAUCGACCACUCCAAGAACGACGUCGAAACUUCUAUUCCUAUUGAAGGUUACCCAACUUUGUUCUUGUACCCAGCAAAUGGAGAAAUCGAUGAAGCCACUGGUCUCAGAAAACCCGUUGUAUUCUCUGGCCCAAGAGUCUUGGAUGCAUUCAUUGAUUUCGUUAAGGUUGAAGGUGGACACGGUAUCGAUGGCCAUACAUUAAAGAAGGUCGAAGAGGAAGAAGAGGAAGAACAGGAAGAAGAAUCCAUUGAUCACGAUGAACUUUAAACAGUUCUACUCAAAGGAUUUACACUAAGUAGUUUUCAAUGUAAACGUGAUUAAACCC